Molecule: messenger RNA, 483 nt
Organism: Chilo suppressalis (striped riceborer)
Lineage: Eukaryota; Metazoa; Arthropoda; Insecta; Lepidoptera; Crambidae
Source: the annotation of a GenBank genome assembly
AUUAAUAAAAAACAUAAUGGCAGGUGUAUUAUUUGAAGACAUUUUUAAUGUCAAAGACAUGGACCCCGAAGGAAAGAAAUUCGACCGUGUGAGUCGCUUACAUUGCGAAUCCGAAUCGUUCAAAAUGGAUCUUAUUUUAGACAUUAAUUCUUGGAUUUAUCCAAUGGAAUUGGGGGAUAAGUUUCGACUAGUGCUUGCCACGACGCUCAGAGAGAAUGGUUACCCCGAUGGAGGAGAAUGGAACCCCUUAGAAACUGAAGGAAAUCGGGCUGAUAGUUUUGAAUAUGUCAUGUCCGGCAAAGUGUACAGGAUAGAAGGCGAUGAAGCUGCAAUGGAGCCAGCCUCACGAUUAGCAGCUUAUGUAUCCUUCGGUGGUCUGCUAAUGAGGCUACAAGGUGACGCAAACAACUUACACGGCUUCGAAGUUGAUCAACACAUGUAUUUAUUGAUGAAAAAACUGGCCUUUUAACUUUAUUUAGGUCU